ACUCGCUCUAACACUCUCUCACAUGGCAGAGCCACCUUCAUAAAUCAGUUGACAUGCGAGAUCUGCAGUGAAAAUCUUAGAUGUUUCAGUCAGAUCUGCCUUUUCUCGCAGUAGCGGCCAUUAUUACCGAAGGUUGUUGAUCACUCGAUCAACGAGUGCAAGCCCAUGUCUUUGGUGUGUGCACGCAAGCUUAUGGGAAGCAUGGUGACACAAUGGAGGCGUUAGUAGUCCGUCGUUGACAGCUACUGGUUCAGUGGGCUCCGCGGCGGACACAGAUAUAACAUAGAGGGCCGACAAACAGAGAGACUGUCAUGGCGUUCCUAUGUCCCAGCAGGCUAGGUGGCGGCAAGGAGAAGAGGAAAAAGAAAGAGAGGGAACCACUGUUUGGUCGGAUCACCGGCAGUGAUAGUGUGGACACACUGGUGCGAGUUGGCAUGGAGAAGCAGCAUGGACUCUGUCCAGACUCCAAGAUGGUGACGGUUCGCGGCUUCACGGCGUGUGCAGAUAGAGAGCUCAGCCUCGACCAGGGCCAAGCAGUUUACGUCUUGUACAAGGAGAAUGGUUGGGCAUAUGUCCUCACAGAAGAUAACAGAGAGGGUUUUGUCCCAUUGUCCUAUAUAGCUGCGUGUGCCAGUUCCAAUGCUUGUAGGUCCGUUUCUCCGCCCCUGCAGGAUGUGUCCGAAGAGCUGACAGUAAGAGAAACGGACCCAUUCUCUAUCGCGGCGGUGUCUGAGUCUCGGUCAUCUGAUUCUCAAAGUAGCAUUUUCGCCUACCGGAAGCAGUCAUACGGCCGCUAUGUAGUAGUGUUCGACUUCAAUACCAGCGAAGAGAAUGACGUGAGUGUCGAACGUUGUGAGCUUGUCACUGUGGUCAACAUGGAGGACCCCGACUGGUACUGGGUCGUCAGAAGCAUGGGAGAGGAGGGAUUCGUACCAAGAUCCCACCUCUGUCCUUUCCCCGCCGACCUUGCCUUCAAAGAAGAGAUAUCAGGCACUAUGUCAACAGUAUCCUCCCAUUGUUAGGAAUGACGCCUUUUGUAACACAAUGAUCUGGAAUGUUGAAUAAUUUGACAUUAAAUCGUGAAUUCAUUUA
Molecule: messenger RNA, 1092 nt
Organism: Haliotis rufescens (red abalone)
Lineage: Eukaryota; Metazoa; Mollusca; Gastropoda; Lepetellida; Haliotidae
Product: SH3 domain-containing protein Dlish-like
Exons: 2
Coding region: 312-1022 (236 amino acids)
Molecular function (GO): protein binding
Source: RefSeq, a predicted model, not a curated record